Molecule: messenger RNA, 4532 nt
Organism: Centropristis striata (black sea bass)
Lineage: Eukaryota; Metazoa; Chordata; Actinopteri; Perciformes; Serranidae
Gene: mthfsd
Product: methenyltetrahydrofolate synthetase domain containing
Exons: 8
Coding region: 261-1676 (471 amino acids)
Cellular component (GO): cytoplasm
Molecular function (GO): RNA binding
Source: RefSeq, a predicted model, not a curated record
GCUCCAUUUCGACUGUUUUUCUCUUAUUUUGGCCGACGAUGGCUCUUUUGUUAGUAAAGGUUGCCGACCCCUGUUUUAGGCCUUGUCGUUUUCUGGUUCGCGUUUGGUUAAAACUGACUCCCCUGAGCUGCCGUACCAAUGAUAAACACUGACAAGCAGCUGUUCCCCGAGUAUUAUGUUACGGAGCUCACGUGUAUCUUCACUGCGUGUAGUGUAACCGCGUGUUGUAGCAGAAACUAAUUUGUACCACCAGUAACACAAUGGAGCCUGUUAUAAAAAUAAACCCUGGAGCAACGAAAUGGGACAUCCGUCAGAAAGUUUGGGACUACAUCGAAGAAAACAAUUUGGCCAACUUCCCCAGGCCUGUUCACAACAGAAUCCCAAAUUUCAAGGGUGCCAAUCAAGCAUGCAACAGGCUUGCAGACCUGCAGGAGUUCAAGUCCAGCCAGACAGUCAAAGUAAAUCCAGACAGACCCCAGCAGCAGGCGCGCUUUAUCACUCUGGAAGCACAUAAAACUUUAUUGGUCCCAACUCCUCGUCUUCGCACCGGCCUUUUCAAUAAAAUCACUCCUCCCGAGGGAGCCAGCAAGGAACAGCUGCGCAUUUGCUCUUCCUCUCAGGGUGUGAAAGACUUCAGCGAGCCUGUUGGCCUGGAUGCGAAGGUGAAGGUUGACCUGGUGGUGGUCGGCUCUGUGGCCGUGUCUGAGAAAGGCCUGCGUAUUGGAAAAGGAGAGGGCUUUGCUGACUUGGAAUAUGCCAUGAUGGCUGCAAUGGGAGCUGUGGAUGAGUCUACUGUGGUGGUUACUGUUGUCCAUGACUGUCAGGUGUUGGACAUUCCAGAGGAGUUAAUAGAAAGUCACGACCUGACUGUGGACUACAUCCUCACACCCACCCGAGUUAUUGAGACAAAUUGCCAGUUACCAAAACCACAAGGAAUCAUUUGGACUAAGCUCGACACAGAAAAGCUACAGAAGAUCCCCAUCCUGAAGAAGCUGCGUGCUCUGGAGGAACAGGGUGGAAAGGAUGUGACACUGGGGGAAGCGCCCAUUGCAGCAGAUCCUGAUCUGCAGAGCAGUCCACCCAAAAGGCAAACCAGACGGAGGCCAAGGCAGAACAUGCAGCAGGAUGCUGAGGGAGAAUCUAAACAGGAGAAAAUAGUGGAGUCAGAACAGAGAGCUAGACAGCGCCCAGCUAGAGUGAGGAAAGAGAGCAGAGGAGAUGGUGGGGGAGGUGAUGAGAGGAGAAGGGGAAGAAGAGGAGAUAACAUGAAGGAGAAGGGCCCAGAGGAGGGUGGAAGUGAAGUCAUGUCUCAACGUAAGCUCCCCCUGAGUGUGACCACAGUUUAUCUGGGGGGAAUCCCUGCUGGGCUGCGUGUUAGUGAGCUGAAAACUGCCCUCAGAGAGAGAGAGGCCGCCCCACUGAGGCUCACCUGGCAGGGAGCUCAACACAGGGCCUUCCUGGACUACAGCGACCCCCAGGCUGCAGAGCUGGCCCUGGAGGCUCUGCAGGAUCUCAGCCUGAAUGGUCACAGUCUGCAGGCUGAGCUGGCUAAGAGCCAGCGUGGAGGCAAGAGAGCUGGACAGUUCAAUCGGAGAUCAAGACCAUCAACGGCUCCAAAAUCGAAUACCGGACCACCAGAUAGUGAGAGUGACAACAAGGAAAAGACUGAGCAGUAAAAGCAAUAAGCAAUACUCAGCCAAGAGGUAUUCAUUGUGGAGCACCCAAAAUGCCUUAAGAAGAAUUUAGUUUGGUUUUUGAUAUUUUUGGAUUUAUUAAAGAGGACAUGAGUUAUUUGAACCACAGACAUCUAAAGUGACUGCUAAAGCUAAUAAGCUCACCAAAAAAUAAAUUUAAUAUGCAAUUCUUGAAACAAGAAGAAUUUCAUUAGAAGGGUAUUUUCACAAUACUUAACCACACACCUAUGUGCCUUGUUUAUUCACACACACUUCCUGGUCUGUGUGUCCCGAGAGCCUUUGUUGAGUAGUUGUUUUAGAGAUAGACUACAGUUCUUGCUUUUAAAUGCUAUCUACAGUCUAUCUGUUAAAAUGUAGAGUGAUUUGUUGUGCUUAGUACUUUUUAUUUCUUACCAGUUAUCAGUGUUAACUCCUCCUAGAGGGUCAUGUUUUCAGACCAGUUUUUCUGUGUGUUGAUCUCUAAACCAUUUAACUAAGGCCAUGGGCUAAAGAUGAACUGGUUAGUUUUAUUGCAGAUAGCGCCACCAUGUGGGCAUUUAUACAAUCAGGCUGUGAUUCCAGAGCCAGGAAGCGUAUUAGUAAAAAUUAAAAGUUCCUUGAUUUCACGUUUAUAGACCACACCUGUGUUUUACUACACAGAUGUGUUUUUUUUGUUUGUUUUUUUGCAAAACACAUUUUUCAACACUUUUUUCCAACAAAUCUUCCAAAAAAUUAACAUUUGAACUAUUUUAUUUUAUAUUAGCAAUGUGACCUGUGAAAAUAUAAAAUGUCAUAAAUCGUGAGCAUAUUGUGCAGUUGCAACCAAAUUUUGAACACAUUUGAACAUAAAAGCAUAUUGUUGUGCUAUUUCAAUUACAGACUGCAGCAACAUAAUAAGUAAAAAUAGCCAUAAUUUAGUCGUAAUCAUUCUGACUCGGGUGAAAAUUUGCAUAAUUCGUCCUUGCACAUGACCCAGGAUUUAGGUGUUCCUUUAAAUCAACAUAAAUGUCCUUCUGUGUAUUUUGACAAGGAUCUUGAUCUACAUUGUAGGUCCAGAUUAUAAACCUCUAACCUCAUUUUAUUUAAAAAAAAAAAAAAACACAUUUAGAGGUUUGUUUGGCCUCAUUUGAGCUAUGAUUUUUAAUUUCUACUUGCUAUUUUUUUCCAGAACAUUUUGGAAAUAAGAUAUUGCAUAUUUAAUUGGAGACAUUUGUACCAUUCAUAGAUAGAAAUGACAUAUUCAUGGCAUUCUGUUUGCUUAGGCCAGUUUGAGUAUGAAUUCAGCCUCGUCAUUUAACAGCUAAGAGAAGCUUCCAUGGAUGAACUUUAUUCUAGUGUUAAUGCAGUCUGUUUGUAACGCAUCAUAAGAUUUUUCUCUAAAGCAUUUGACUGUACUUGUUCAGCUUGGUGUAUUUUUUUUUAACAAAACUGUAAUGUGUUACUUUAAUUUCGGCAAUUGAUGAUGCAUCUUCCUAUUAUUUUGCAACAUUUAGGAAAUAUCACUGUUUGCUCUUUUUGAAGCUGCAAACUUUGAACAACUCCUUCAUAUUUGUAGUCCAGUUGUAAACAAGCCUCUCAGCCCUCAAACUGUCCAAACAAAUAACCUAUUGUUUUAGUGAAGAGACAGUAAUGAGGUCAGAAGUUAAAGCAUUAUUUCUCAGAUUACAGAGCUCACACAAAUAUAAAGCAAAUAAUUUCUGUUAUAUUGGAUUUUGAGCAAACUUUGGAAAAGACAUCCAGCUAGUGUUUUUGUGUUGAGAGUUAAUAGUUUCCUUGUUUUCAUAAAGGCUCUAUCUUCAGUAGUGCUGGUACAGAGCGAGAGAUUAACUCGAACUGAAUUACUAGGACAAUAAAAAACAUGUGCAAGCCCGUCAUCAGCACCUGAUAACCUGCUUCUCGACGGUGUCUUUCUGCACAGACAUUACCUGGUCACUGAUCACUCUCCUGUCAGUCUGCAGUGCCAGACAAGUGUCCUGUUUUCACUAAAGUUGAUCGUAUUGCGACAUAAGCACACAGCAUGUCUGUCUGCACACAACAGGCCUCGAGCUUUUUAUGGAGCUGUCAUCCAGGCCUGGUGAGGGAACAGCUGUGGAGCCCCAUCUCGCUCCCUCAGCCCCGCCAGAGCACUGAACCUCGGCAAAUGUCAUCAGUUUGUUAAUGCGCCGUUCCACUCCUGUUGAGCCUGCUAUCCCUGUGCUCUAUGGCAUGCUCGUUUUACUGGGGUUCAGGCAGUGGUCAUGUUGUGAGAUUUCAAAGCUACACAAGUAUUAAAACACAGCAUGUUUACGGCCUGAAGUACACAUGUAUGUGUACACACAGCAUUACUUACAAAGUAAAAUUAACAAGAGGACCUCUUAAAUUACAAUUCAGUUACUUGAUCUAACCUACAAGAGUAAUCUGAACGAUGUGGAUGCUUACAAAAUAGAUUGCUGCCCGCCAUGUUUUUCUACUUUAGGAGCACCUGUUAUUUUUAACACUUGAACUUCUCUUAAACGGCAGCUCAAACCAUUUCAAUUCCCUUUAAAACUAUCUACUCUUUUUUAUUAUUAUUUGUGUUAUCCAAAUUCAAGUUUAUAUUGCUUGCAUUAGCCUUAAUGCAGCCUGUUGCACUAGUCAGUAAAAGUAACAGAAAUUAAUUUUGCAACUGCUUUAAUCAAACAAAUUAUAAGGAAGCCAAUGAAGAGCAUUUUGAUAAAUUGGCUCAUGUUCCUUUUGUAAUAUUUUGUAAUGUAACUAGCGGCUUUGUGUGACAAGACAUGUUCAUUAUUUGUGUGCAUCUAAUUCCUGUGCCUCUGCUAUACAUUUUGAGGUUGAUAUCUGUAAUGUUUAAGAAGUAAAGAGUGUUUUUCAGAGUUGAAA